Molecule: messenger RNA, 1671 nt
Organism: Hemisphaericaspora subhashii
Lineage: Eukaryota; Fungi; Ascomycota; Pichiomycetes; Serinales; Debaryomycetaceae
Product: mRNA triphosphatase
Exons: 1
Coding region: 1-1671 (556 amino acids)
Biological process (GO): 7-methylguanosine mRNA capping; polynucleotide 5' dephosphorylation
Cellular component (GO): mRNA capping enzyme complex
Molecular function (GO): polynucleotide 5'-phosphatase activity
Source: RefSeq, a predicted model, not a curated record
AUGAAUGUUGGAUCAAUCCUAAAUAAUGAUUCUCCACCUACGGACAAUGAAGCAGAAGAAUUGUCUUCAUCCGGAAUUUCUUCAACCCCAACAACCUCUGCUCUACCUUUACAUAUUUCAUCAACCAGGUCAUCAAUUUCUGGUCCAUCGUCAGGUACUAGACCAUCAGUACCAUCAGUACAUGAAAGACAUUCAAUUACAAAUAUGUUAAAUGAUGCACCUACGACUGCUACCAGUGGACCUAUUGGACCUGCUGCUCACAAUGCUGAAUCUGAGGGUAUCCAAUUUAGAAAACCUAGUAUAAAAGAUUCACCUCCAACUGUUCAUCAUGCACCCCCAACUCUUAAAAGAAAUUCAAUUGCCGAUAUAACGAAUGAGACAGAUGUUGAUAUAUCGACAGGUGAACCUAUAAAGCCAGAGGAGAAUGAAAGUAAAAAUAAUGAAAGUAUACAAAGUUCCGAACAGUCGAAAGAACAAUCAAAACUGCCAAAAACACAAGAAUCAAAACCGAAACCGAAGGAAGAACAACAGGAUAAUAUCGCCGAAGAUGAUGAAGAUGAAUUACAAAAACUUAGAAAAGCAUUACUUUCCAAAAAACCAAAACGAUAUGAAACCCCUCCAAUAUGGGCCCAACGUUGGAUCCCACCCAAUCAACAAGGUGACAAAUCCUCCAUGGAUCAAGAAAUGAUGGCUCCACAUAAUGGUGGUGGUGCCGGUGGUGCUGGCGGUCACAUACAACCACAAACCAGACUUUCAGAUAAACAUAUUUUCGACUAUACAACUACCCGAAGUGUUGAUUUACAAUGUAGUAUAACUGGUGUGAUCCCCCCAGCAUCAUUAACUCGUACGAUUGCCGAAUGGAUAUUUGCCAAUUUUUCAAAUAUUGAAGAUCGAAAUCGAAAAUAUGUAGAAUUGGAAUUAAAAUUUGGAAAAAUAGUAGAUAAACGGACAGGAAAUCGGAUUAAUGUGAAUGUUAUUACUGAAUGCAUAUUCACGGAUCAUUCUAAUAUCCAUUAUGAUAUGGAGGUUGAAGAAUUGGCUUGGAAUGAUGUGAGGAAAUUCUUUGAGGAAUUGGAGAAGACCUACCAAGAUGAACGGAAAGAUAAACCAGCGGGGAAAAGGAAGUUUAAUAUGUUGGAUUCAGAUGCUACUGAUUCAUUCUAUCAACUUGGUGGAAAGGGGGAACAUAUUAGGAAAGUAAGAGUGUCUAAAGAUAAUCUAUUAGAUCCUCCAAGAUAUAUCGCUAUUGAAAAGGAAAGAAUCUCAGAUUUAUACAUUCAUAACCCAUCAUCAAUGUAUGAUCUUAGAUUAUCACUCUCGUUGGAAAUACCAGUGCCUGAAAGUAAUAUUGAACCCAUCAUCUCAAAAAACAAACCAGUAUUAGUACGAGAGAAGAAAAGAACCACUUGGACCCAUGCUCCCACAAUCACACAAUUUGAUCUCACAAGGGUAUUAAUCCCUCGAGAAGCCAAGAAUAAACAUGGAAAAAAGAUUGUAAGCCAUGAUAUUAAGUAUGAAAUAGAAUUGGAAAUUGAUACUUUGGAAGUCUUUAAUGCUAUUGAUAAGAUAACUCAAGGAACUGAUAAUUUUAGACUUGAAGAAUUGGUGGAAGUGUUUAUUAAUAAUGCUAGGGUGAUUAAUAAUAGAGUUACUAAGCUUGCCCUUCCUUAG